CCCUGUAUGUAUCCAAACAUCUAGUUUACCAAGUGUUUCCAGUGAACCGAUACCCAACAUCGAUCAGCUUUACUCUCCGAAAUUUCCGCUGGAAAUAGUAAGGGAAUUCGUAAUGGAGGCAUUAAAGGAAGCGGUUGAAGUAAAUCAGGUGCACAAUCGAGAUCCUAUUGGGUGGACUAACGAAAACUUAUUUCUUCCUCUUAUUAAGCUUACAGAUCGUUUACUAUUAGUUGGUGUACUAACAGAUGAAGAUGUACAGAAAUUACUGAUAAUGAUUGAUCCGGAAACAUGGGAUAAUACGUUCGAAAAAG
Molecule: messenger RNA, 311 nt
Organism: Rhagoletis zephyria (snowberry fruit fly)
Lineage: Eukaryota; Metazoa; Arthropoda; Insecta; Diptera; Tephritidae
Product: ryanodine receptor-like
Biological process (GO): release of sequestered calcium ion into cytosol by sarcoplasmic reticulum; striated muscle contraction
Cellular component (GO): Z disc; sarcolemma; sarcoplasmic reticulum membrane
Molecular function (GO): ryanodine-sensitive calcium-release channel activity
Source: RefSeq, a predicted model, not a curated record